Messenger RNA from Pocillopora verrucosa, 3239 nucleotides. Its product is annotated as DNA ligase 4. Gene Ontology annotation, cellular component: DNA ligase IV complex; DNA-dependent protein kinase-DNA ligase 4 complex. Gene Ontology annotation, biological process: nucleotide-excision repair, DNA gap filling; DNA biosynthetic process; DNA recombination. NCBI's taxonomy places the organism in Eukaryota, Metazoa, Cnidaria, Anthozoa, Scleractinia, Pocilloporidae. The record is from RefSeq and is a predicted model, not a curated record. Gene Ontology annotation, molecular function: DNA binding; DNA ligase (ATP) activity; ATP binding.
GGUUGAGAAAGUGUUUGUGUUUUAUUACGAUAAAAAUGGCGGGAGUUUCAACAGUAGAAGUAGCAACUCAGGUUCCGUUUUAUGAUUUGUGUGCUUUGUUAGAAAAGAUUGCAAGAAAAACAGGAACUGAAAAGAAGAAAAAGAUCUUGGAAUCCUUUGUGAAUUCAUGGAGAGAAACGCACGCUAAGUUGCAUGGAACUUCGAAAACAACUGACUCAUUUCACUCUGGUAUGCGCCUGUUGCUGCCUCAUCUUGACAAAGAACGAGGUGCUUAUGGGAUGAAGGAGGUGGUUCUUGCAAAAUAUUACAUUGAAAUAUUAAGUAUAGGGAAAGACUCUACAGAUGGCCGUAAACUGCUGAAUUACAGAGCACCCAAAAAUGCCAAACAGGAUUCUGUGGCUGACUUUGCAAGUGUUGCUUACUUUGUUUUAAGAAACAGAUGUCCUGAGAAAGGAAGUUUAAAGAUUGACCAAGUAAACAAGUACCUUGACCAGCUGGCCUCAGCAAAUAUUGAUCAUAAACGUGAUGAAGCUAAGAAAGCUCUACAACUACUGCUACGUAACACAAGUGCUCUGGAACAGAAAUGGUUAAUCAGGAUAAUUUUCAAGGAAUUGAAGAUUGGCCUUAGUGAGAACUCUGUAUUUAAUGUUUAUCAUCCAGAUGCAAUGGAACUGUUUGGAGUCUGUAACAGUCUACCCAAGGUUUGCAUGGAUCUUCAUGAUCGCAGCAUUAGGAUGAAUGAAGCAGAGAUGUCUUUAUUCUCACCAUUUCGACCAAUGUUGGCUGAAAGAAAACACAUCAACGAGGUGGAGAAGGUAAUGAACAAUCAGUCAUUUUACAUAGAAACCAAAAUAGAUGGAGAGAGAAUGCAGCUUCAUAAAGACAAAGACAGUUUUAUGUACUUCUCAAGAAGUGCAAAUGAAUACACUCAUGUAUUUGGUGGGGACCCAUCCUCUGGAGUUCUCACACCUCACAUUGCUGGUUGCUUCUCAAGCUCUGUACAUUCAUGCAUCCUGGAUGGAGAAAUGGUUGUUGUUGAUCCAAAGACAGACAUAUGGCUAUCAAAGGGAAUGAAUGUUGAUGUGAAAUCCUUAACCGCUUAUGAAAACGAUCAAGGUCAUCACCCUUGCUUCAUUGUGUUCGAUAUUCUUAUCAUUAAUGAGAAAAAACUGGCAAAUGUUCCUUUGCGAGAAAGAAUUAAAUUCAUGGAAGACAUGCUGAAGCCAAAGCCUGGAUAUCUUCAGUUUGUUGAGAGACAAGAAGUCGUUUCUAAGGAAGACGUCGUGAAAGCUCUUAACACUGCGAUUGACAAGAGGGAGGAAGGCUUGGUUGUAAAGUCACCGUCCUCUGUUUAUAAACCAAAUUCAAGAAGUGGCAGUGGCUGGGUGAAGAUUAAACCAGAAUAUGUAGACAGCCUAAGUGAUGAGCUGGAUCUCGUCAUUGUUGGUGGCUAUUUUGGAGUUGGGCGCCGAAGUGGAAUGACAUCUCACUUUAUGUGUGCAGUGGCGGUUCCUUCGAACGUUCCAGGUGAACAUCCCAAAGUGUUCCAUUCUUUCUGCAAGGUGGGGUCUGGUUACACUAUUAAUGAGUUGCGCGAACUGGAUCAGCAGUUGCGUCCACACUGGAAUGCAUUUGAUACUAAAAAGCCUCCGGAAUCAAUCAUUCUGGCCCCUGGAUUCAAGGAAAAACCUGAUGUGUGGAUUGAACCGUCCAAAUCAAAGAUAGUUCAGAUUAAAGCUGCAGAAAUAAUUACAUCAGACAAGUUUAAAACUGGUGUGACUCUUCGCUUUCCACGGCUGGAAGCUGUUCGCAGUGACAAGAUGUGGUACGAGUGUUUGAACCUAAACGAACUGACCAGGCUGAAAUCGGUGGCAGAGGGAAAGCUCACAUACCAACAUGUAAAUGCAGAGGAGAAAUCUGAACCAGCCAAGAAAAGAAGGCGAGAGGCUGUACGAGUUGAACAGUCACGGACUGUGGCCAAGCAUUUUAAACCGGCGGAUGUGUCUUCAGUUGAGGAGGUUUCGCAAAUGUUCCAGGAAAAGGAAUUUUAUAUUGUUAACGGUCCUUCCUCGCAUCCCAAGGCUGUUUUAGAAAAAAAAGUUGCCGAGAAUGGAGGCACGUUGACUCAGAACCCUUGUUCUGACACUUUCUGUGUUGUGGCUGAGAGAAUCAACGUUAGAGUUAAGAAUAUUAUCAGUCAGGACAAAUACGAUGUGGUGAAGGCAUCUUGGCUUAUUAACUGCUUGGAUAGUGGCGAGCUGAAGCCGUGGAUUCCAAGUGAUAUGUUUCAUUCCUCGUCCCGAACUGCUGAUAAAUUUGCCGAGGAGUUUGAUCGACAUGGAGACAGUUACACAGAAUUUGCUACAGCCGAGUCACUCAGGAAAGCGUUUGAUAAUGUCCAAAGCAAGAACUCAGCAGUUCCACUUUCAACUGAUGAAAUACUUGAAAUAUCUCAACGUUAUUUUCCCGAUAACUCGCCUUUUGGAUUGUUCAAACAUUGCAGAGUGUACCUUGAUCAGUUCAUUAUUAUUGGGAAUAAAUCAACGGGAAUUCCUAAUAGCAGUUUGGAGCUUAUUGGUUUGAAACUACGCAUGUUCGGGGCACGGAUCACCGACAGUUUUGAUAGCAAAGUGACUCAUGUCGUCUUCGAUGAAAGGGAUCUUUGUCGCCUCAAAGAGCUACAAAGAGUAACGCAAGAUAGAGAAGUAAAACAACAUCUUGUUACGCUAGACUGGGUUACGCAAUCAAUUCAAGCUGAAAAGCUUCUACCGGAAAGACACUUCAGACCAGUUACGUAACGUGACUGUAACACUGAAUCCAAGUUUCCAGCGUUUAGUUGUCUGGGGCAGUUUGAGUUUCCUUUGCAGCCGUUUCUAGAGGUCUCGAAGCUUGCACAACGUGACUGAAAAGGAUACCAAGAUAGUUCAAUAAUGAAUGCAAGUCUGCCCAGAGGGAAAUUUCCCGUUUUCAACCUGUUGUUAAAAAAAUCUUGUCUUGAAAGAAUUUCUUCCUGAUUCUAUUACCAUUUCCAUGGUUAUAGCGCAAGACCUUUAUUUAAAAAAGUAGGAAAUGAGUUUUUUAUUGAAUGUUACUUAUGCCUAUCCUAUUACAAACAAUGUAUGCGAAGUUACAAGAAUUAACUCACCAGAUAUUACAAAAACUUUUAAGGUCCUUGAAUGAUUCUUUCUUUCCAAAAGGACGAAAAUAAAUAGAAAAAUAAAGUUUCACGGUGUAUAUUA